Messenger RNA from Scatophagus argus, 6857 nucleotides. It is a transcript of the gene tmem102, whose product is annotated as transmembrane protein 102. The record is from RefSeq and is a predicted model, not a curated record. Lineage: Eukaryota; Metazoa; Chordata; Actinopteri; Scatophagidae. Bases 1383 to 2930 code for a protein of 515 amino acids. The transcript is spliced from 7 exons.
ACAUGCUGCCCCACUGGUGAAUCCACUGCUAUGCCGGACGUGUGUCUGCUCAGCACUCCUGCUUUAUAACACUGGCCGUGCAGCCGUGAAACCGCCCUAUCCUGCUACUACCAAACUGUACCGCAGCCUUAUCUUCUUUGCGGGGUCACGGGCGCAAUUUUAAUCAUAAACCUAACCUCACAAAUCCGUUUGUAGUUUUGUAAUGUGGGGCGUGCGUACCGUACACCCUGCUAAUCCCUGGAUCCUCAGAGAAGGACCAUGAUUUCUGGGACGGUGUUGCCAGGGGAAAGGUGGCGCCUGGGACCUGUUGGAAAUGACAGCUAAAGAAGGAGGAUUGCAGCACAGAGAUUACAAUAAGAGUAAACGUAUGAGAUAGCGAAGAAACUCCUUCGCGUCACUGUGUCCAGGGUCUGUCUGUUAGCGAUAUUACACGGCUUUAGUCUGACAGCUAAUGAUUGUACUGUGCUCCGCGACUCGCAAGCUAACGAGACCCGAGCUGGGUGCUUAUGGGUACAUGCCUGUGUGUGUGAGACAGAGCGAGAGAGAGUUUAUCUGUAGAUUUUAGUGUGAAUUUGGGUUUGUGCGAGUGUGUUUGUGUGCGCUUAUCUGUAUCGCUGCUCUCGCCUUCGCUAUCCCCACCUGUCAUGUUAGCUAGCAUGCUAAUUUGAUUAAGCUAGUUGGAUAUUAUUGGCUAAUAAAAGAAAGCUGACUGUGGGCGAGGUACCACGCCGACCUUAUCAUUACAACUCAAAUGGCCUGCUUAUAUGGUAGUACAACAGUCUUGUGCCUCUGUCGAAUACAGCCAAGGUUAAUUUGUUAUAUAUUGCGUAUUAUCUAAUUAGAUAAUGUUAACUGUCAGACCGCAGGCUGGCUAAUUUGCUCGGCUAUUAGCUUAGCAGCUAGAAGCACGGGAGCUUGGCUUGUGCGCUAAUUGACCUAGUUUGGAGGGGCAGGGGCCAUGUUGUCAUUCCACUCGACUGAACUUUGUUUACAUUACAAGUUUUCGACUUAUUACUUUUAGAGCACGUUAUUUUACGUUGUUAUUUAAACAUGUAAAAACACACACGCAGUGUCUUUUUAAUAGUGUACUCUUGCAUUAAUAUAGCGUCCUUCCACUUAACGCUGAACCCUGAAAACUCCAAACAACGAAGUCCAUUUGAACUCGUUUCUAGAGGCACGGCAUAGAUCUCAUGUAGUCUAGUCCAACUUCGGUGUAUUCAGUCCUCGUCAAAAUCGAUAUUAUAUGCUUUAGAAUGAGUCAUUUGUCAGCUUAAACUUAACAGAAUUGUGGCAUAAUAUGUGCACUUGCGGGCUCAACAACAUUACAUCACUCUGAACAUACAGUUGACUGCAAGACACAUCCUGAAAACAGAAUUGUAAAGAUGGAGUCUCUGAUGAGCGCGGUUGCGCCGCGCUCCCCAGCCCCUGCCAAGAAGCUGUCAGAGGUGGAUUUCCGGUCAGGGGCCACCCUUGAUCAGCUGUCAUCUCAGGUGUCUGAACUGGUACUGCUGGAACAGGGAGAGUUUGGAGACCAGACCGCCUUAGAGGUCCAUACUGCCAAGGACUUUAUUUUCAACAUGCUAGGCUUAGUUCAGAAGGUAGACCAACGCCUCCCGGUGGCCAACGAGUACCUGCUGUUGUCAGGCGGAGCCCGAGAAGGAGUCUUGGACCUCAACCCUGAGGACCUGGGGGACUACGCCAAAGGGGCCGACUUUGAUCUGGACUUCACCUUGCUGGUGCCCGCCCUAAAGCUCCAUGACCGCAACCAGCCCGUCACCUUAGAUAUGAGGCACUCCCCACCCUGCCACUCGUGGCUCAGCCUCCGCCUUUGCGACUCCAACAUCCUAUCCCGUUGGAGCAUCUGCUGCCAAGAAGAAAAUGGACUUCACACUGAGGAAGAUGAGGAGGAAGAGGAAGGUAUGGGCAAAGGCUCCAUCCCCUCCCUGGGCUCUCCUCAGUCUCUGGAUGGAUGCUACUUUUCUCCCACCCUGGUGACAGACUGGUUCUGGGGGGUGGUGAGCGAGGCUGUGGAGGAGUUGAGGCGCAGCCCCCAGAGAGGCAUUCCCACUCCAGACCGACUGGAGAGGAAUGGACCCCUCACCACUAUCAUCCUGCAGGCAGGCUCCAGCCGGGUGCUGUACGACUUGCUGCCUGUGGUGUCAUUUCGGGGCUGGCCUGCUGUGGCCCAAGGCUGGCUGACCGCCAACCACUUCUGGGAUGGUAAAAUCACAGAGGAGGAGGCCAUAUCUGGCUUCUAUCUGCUGCCCUGUUGCUCCCCGCUGGGUGGUCGGCCUGACAGGGAGUGGAGGCUGGCAUUCUCACGCAGUGAGGUUCAGUUGAAGAAGUGCAUUCCCUACCCCAUGGCCCAAGCUUUCCAAGCAGCCAAAGCCGUGUUGUCCCGUAUCCUGGCACGCCCACGUACAGGCCUCAGCCUCUAUCACCUGCGUACCCUUCUUUUCUGGGCCUGUGACCGACUUCCUGCUGCCUACCUGUCCUGCUCUGACGCCGACACCCCGGGCCGCCUCCUCCUGGGUCUCCUGGAUGACCUGGCUCAUUGCAUCCUGGGUAAAAACUGCCCAAACUACUUCCUGCCCCAGUGCAACAUGUUGGAGCACCUGACAGACAGCCAGGCGCUGCUUGUUGCCAGGAAACUCGCUCAUGUGCGGUCAGAUCCGAGCGAGCACCUCCGAGCAGCUCUGGACCAAGCCCAGCAGGCAGGACAGCUGAAGAAGGAGCUAACAGCUAGCACCAAUGGCCAUGGCUCCCCCGGACACCACCCAGCCAAUGGCAUCAUCUCGCCUUCGGAGGACAAGCUGGCGCAGCGACUGCAGCAGUUGGUCACUGAGAACCCUGGGAAAUCCAUAUCCGUCUUCCUGAACCCUGACGAUGUCACCAGGCCACACUUCCGCAUUGAUGACAAGUUCUACUGAUGCAUACACACUGCAGAGAAGAUCUGAGGAUAUGUAUGUGUUUAUCACACUAUGAGAAUUCUCUGAAACACCACAUCAGAGGGUGUGGACACAGAAAAUCAGGCAAGUGUUUUUCUUUGAAACACGACAGGCCUACACCUGAACACACUCAUCCUGUUCACCAUCCUAAGGCUGAACAAUGCACCAAAGCCUUGCUGCUCGACUGACUCUUUAAACCAAAAACACGCAAUGUACUACUACUGAUAAAUGACCUCCAGUUUGGCGGACGUCACACAACAGACCUGAUGUCGCACAGCAGUUGCCACGGAGAUGGUCCUAUCCUAACAAGCUGGCCUUAAUAAGACUCGUAGCCAGGGCUACAAAGACGAGGGCCGGCUUUAGUCACGUGAAAUAAGUCCAGUGCUGAUCAACACAGAGUGUGCGAGCGUAUACAUACGCCUGGGGCUUUUCACAUGUUAUUUACACUAAACAGAGGGAGAAAAGCUCCUUGAUUGCUGCAUUUCUCCCCUUUUUAUUUUAGAUCAGAGUGGGCGAUGGGUGAAUUAGAAAGGAAAAAUAAGGUGUGGCUGAUGUAACUGAAUGUAAUGUUGUGAGGAGAACUGCCGAGUCUUUGAACAAAAAGUUUCUUUUCUUUGUCAACUACGUUUUAGUCCUCUUUUUUGAUCUAUGCCGCAAUUUAUGGCAUAUUUUUCAUUUAAGAAAAAAACAUUUCUCAGGUAUUCAUGAUUCUUAUCCUUUUUUAUGAAUAUAAUUCCCUUUUCUGGUCUUUCACUAUUUUUCUGUGGUACUUACAUUUCAUUAAUAAUGGGAAUGGAAUCUACCAAAGAACUGCCUGUGAGCAGUCUUGGGAAGAGAAACAUGGAUCUUACAAAUCCCAAAACUUUUUGGAUUUUAGCACAACAUCAUGAAUCUAUUGAGUCAGGCUGACCAUGACUGUCUGAUACUGUUUUCUUUCUAAAGACCUGGUCACAUCACCACUUUAAACAGCAAAAAGUUACAGCAAAAUUAGUGAAUUAAAAUGAAACUGUCAUUAAGGGCAGUACAGAGAAAAUGGAAAAAAAAAAGCUUGGUGAGCCAUUGUGCCUGACAUGUGUUGACUAAUAGAUUAUUUGAUCCUCAGAAACUAAUUGGAAACUAUUUUGAUAAUUGCUUAAUUGUUUAAACUAGGGGUGGGACUGCAUUAACGCAUUAAGGCCAGGCAAGUCACCAAGUCAACUAAUAAUAAUUAAUUAACGCGAUAAUGAGCACUUCAGCAUGAUAAUUAAUCAACAAUUAUUAUUUUUAUUUUAGCGCGCAGUAAUCCAGUUUUUUUGGUGAGCAACGGUUACAUAGCUAGUGAGCAGUGAACUUAAAAAAAUGCUUAUAAUAAAAACAACUGCACAAUAAAAUAAUUGUCGGCAUUAAUUAAUUAGCGCGUUAACGCAGUCCCAGCCCUAGCUUAAACAUUUUUAAGAGGAAAUGCCAACUAUUCUCUAAUUCCACCAUUCAAAAUUAUGAUGCUUUGAUGCUUUUGUUGAUCAUAGAAAACUGAAUGUAUUUGGAUGUUAGACCUGGUUAGAUAAAUCGUAUGUGAGAGCCACAUAUUUUUCAUUUGGAUGCAGGUUAAUUUCACUUUGUCUCUGUGCUUUGACCAGGCCUUAGAUCAUGAUAUGAUUUAAGAAAUUCUUGAAAGUUCAAGUUUUGAGUUUUGUUUUCCUACCUGAGCAAACAUUUUGGUCCUUGGGUGUUUAGAGUGUUAAGGAAGACCUCUUUUAAGGAAAUGAAAGCAAAUUAACGGGAGUGUGUCAAGUGGGAAAAGAAAAGGUUUUUAUUGAAGAAAAAGACAGGUAAAAAAUAGCUGUGGAGUCAGGACUAUUUGUCUAUUAUAGUCAUAACUAAGUCAAGAUACUCAGCUGUGGGUCCAGCACAUCCUAUUGCACAUCAUACAAGAAUGUCUAUUAACUUUUUGUUGAAGAAAGUUAGGCUUGUGCGUGUCUCAUUCGAUUUUUUUUGGAGACUGGUUCUGACUUGACUGAUUCCGAUAAUUGUCCCCCGUCUCCUCUGCUUGGUUGGUCUUUUUUAAUGAGCUUUGUGUGUGUGUUUGUGUUUUUGUGUGUUUGUUCACCGAGAGCCAAACCAAACCACGCAGCAGGAUGCAGACAGACACCCAGAUGCUGGCCAUUGAAUUAAACCCUCAGUGGGUGUGUGUCAGUCGCCGCCCUAUUGUUUCUCACCAGAUGCGAGUCAUCUGGGGCAGCGGUGGGGGUAAAUGAAAGAAUGGAGAUGUGCUUUGCUCCUGUCCUUUUGAAGAGGGGAGACGGACCUUGCGGGGCCUGGCGACUGCCUCUCUCUGGCCCUUUUGCUGUUUUUUUCUGCCCAAUUUCUUUUUUCUCUCUUCAGGUUUUGGUAUUCUUCUUGGUGUCUUUUGUUUUUUUUUUCCUCAGAGGGUUGGCAACUUUCUCUCUUUUAGUACUGGAAGUUCAGAACAAUACAGAGCUCCCGAAACCAGGUACUUAUGCGACCUUUUGUUUACGGUGGUUUGAUUAGAAUAGAGCCACUAAGUGGUGUAGUGGAAACAAGGAUAACCAGACAAGCUUCCACCUACAUUAGUUUCUUGGGUCUUACUUGGUUUGCUGUAAUGAAUUUGAGACAAAACACUAUCUGCAAACAGCCCUGAAGGUUGAACUUAAAUUCUAUGGGGUUUACCGAGCACUAAAAUGCUGCUUCCAGUGUUAGUGGAUAGGCAGGGUAUAAAAUGCUACAAGCACAAGAUUGGUUACAGUUAAGUUUUAUGUAAAUAUCAAGGUGAUGUGGUUAAUUCUUGUAGAUUUAGAGCUGCUUUUUUUUGGAAACUUCAGAAGGGAGCAUCUGAACAUUUCUGAGCCUUGUGUUACAUUGUCUGCUCUCAAAGACUCAUGUCCUUACUACUGAGCGAGCGUUUUACAGCGUCUGUCUGUACUGAUGGUGUGUGUGUGUGUAAAACCAAAGCAGGUUAUUGAGGUGGUACAGAAUGUCAAAGCAGCGGUGUAUUUAGCUGCCAGGCGUUGGUAUGUGUUUUCAGCACUUUCCCAAGACAAAUAUUCGUUCCCAAGUUCUGAAUAGUCAUAAAGAAAAAGGAUUUAUUUAUUGGAAAAUAUAGUUGAUGGAAAGGUACUUUCUCAUUGAUCUUUAAUUUAAACUGAGAGAGAUGGAAAUGUAAAAUAUGUCAGGUGUGUGUCUCACUUUGUACCUUAAUGGGCCUAGUUAGAGAUUACUAGACAGUGGAAACAAUCAAUGUUUUUCCUGAAUUGUACUCAUGAAAUCUUGAAAAUCCAAUCUUGUAUUUUUAAACUAGUGUCAGUUUCUAGAUAUGCAAUCAAGUCCCCUUUGAAAAGGUUUACAACACCUGCUCUAGCUGUACAUGAGUGUAGAUUUACUGUAGUAGUUGAAGGGGGAAUCACUAUCUGCUGUCCAGGGAUUGCAUGAAACACAGAUGACACUCCCAAACAUAAAUCCACUUUGUGCUCCUCCGUUGAUAAUCAUGACUGUAUUUUUCUUUUCUUUGUGCUUUGGAACUUUGGAUGAUUCUGUUUAAGAUUCCCUCAACUUGUGUGGAUAAAUAGCUGACCAAAAACAAUGAAUGUAACCACCAUAUCUCUCUGCUUGCGAAACACAUCAAAAACUAAUCUUUCUCACUGUUAUCUGAGCAGAUGUACUCUGGUCUGUACUGAAGUGCUGAGAUAAAAAUCUGUACAGAGUCACUCCACAUUUUGAGAAAUUGAAUUUCAUAUCUGUUUUUUUAUUACUUGAGUUCCUCCUCUUUUUUUCCCCCAAAAAUAAGUGCAAAUUAUUUUCUGUCUGUGAUGAUAUCAUGACUGAUUUGCUGUAUUUAUUACUGUUAUUUUCUUGCUGUUUAUAUGGAUCAGUCUUCAGACUUCAGCAUGAAAUAAAUCACUACAUUUCAGAUCA